Messenger RNA from Desarmillaria tabescens, 372 nucleotides. Its product is annotated as Ribonuclease/ribotoxin. The transcript has 4 exons. The annotation marks the transcript as partial. The record is from RefSeq and is a predicted model, not a curated record. Gene Ontology annotation, molecular function: RNA binding; RNA nuclease activity. Lineage: Eukaryota; Fungi; Basidiomycota; Agaricomycetes; Agaricales; Physalacriaceae.
CUCUUCUCUCUCCUGGUCCUUGCAACGGCCGCUCCUACGCGACGUGCGUGGCCAUCCGGCUCCGUCACUUGCGGUAGUAACACCUACAGUCUUUCCGCCGUCAAAAGUGCUGUAUCAUACGGAUACUCCCUGAUUGAUGACUCAAUCGGAAGCAACAGCUAUCCUCACACAUUUAACAACUAUGAAGGUCUUAGCAUGUGGUGCUCUGGUGAAUCAGCCUACAACGAGUUCCCCAUCCUCAAGAGCGGGCUCUACAGCGGUGGCUCUCCGGGCGCAGACCGCGUUGUUUUCUCUGAUAACGGUAUUUAUUGCGCCGUUAUCACUCAUACCGGAGCUUCUGGAAACAACUUUGUCUCCUGCGAUGGCGAUUGA